ACCAGGUGUAAAAGAUGUCACCGUAAGUUCCCAGCUCACACGACCAGCAUUGCACAAGGCCGAGAACAACUCAAAGUCCAACGUGCUGGAAGACCAUCAAGCCUAGUUGAGGCCAAAUGGAAGACUAUUUGUACGAAACUCUUACGGAUGAUCAGAUUCGACUGAUCCAACUGCUGCCGGGCGAACUCGACGCACCUCUUCGAUGCGAGUUUCAGAUACACUACUUAGAGACACCGCCUCAAUACGAAGCGCUAUCAUACACCUGGGGACCGGCCAUUUAUAAGAGACAUGAAGACGUGGGCCUUGAGGCGUGUAUCGGAGGAUCGCAGUAGACUGACAUGGACACCGCGCUCCGAGAUGCCUCUGCUAGCGUGGGGUCACUACAGUCACUCGACAGGCUUAGCGAUGACUUAAGACUUCCGGUGUACAGCAAUGCUCGGACAGACCGGUAUUUUAUCUUCGUUGGAAGUACUAUACUGGUACUCCAGCCAAACCUCGAGGAAGCCCUCAGACACCUUCGUUAUGCUGACCGAAGCCGACUCCUAUGGAUCGACGCGCUUUGCAUCAAUCAAAAAGACGAUCUGGAACGAGCGAAGCAAGUCUCUGAAAUGGGACAGAUUUUCGAGUCAGCAGCUUCCGUCCAAAUAUGGCUUGGAGGAGCUUGCGAUAACAGCGACGACGCUUUCAGGUUCAUCGAGACUCUGCCGCAACUAACGGCUGACCUAGAGCCUUCGCAGGAUAAUCUUCAUCAAGAGUGGAUUGCCUUCAUGGACAGGCAUGCGCCAUAUGGUUACUUCACGAUGACCACGGUCAAUCAGCUCGAAGCACUCAGCUACCUAGUGAAUCGAGACUGGUUUUACCGUCGCUGGGUGGUUCAAGAAGUCGCCUUCGCCAAGGCCAUCGUCGUUCAGUGUGGCAGAUGUGUGGAAGGGUUGAGAGUAUUGAUUGGUGUGUAUUGCUAUGGCGAGGAUCGAUCGGGACUAUAUAAUGGGAGUGGAUAGCAGUGAAGCAAACCGAACUAACCGAAUGAG
Molecule: messenger RNA, 1031 nt
Organism: Macroventuria anomochaeta
Lineage: Eukaryota; Fungi; Ascomycota; Dothideomycetes; Pleosporales; Didymellaceae
Exons: 1
Coding region: 339-1001 (220 amino acids)
Source: RefSeq, a predicted model, not a curated record